UCCAGCGCUCACACGCGAGGCGGCAGAAAACCAACAGCGGCGGCGCCUUUGAAUCUCUCUCCCCGGUCAGACUCUCGUGUAAACUGACAAAGAGUAGACCACAGAUCCUGAGAGUCUGAAGGGUUUGUGUGAGCGUGAUGCACGUAGUUGGAGUCGCCAAACAAAAAAGCUGCAGCCAAACUUUUCAGCUCGAGGCGCAACACAACUUCCCUCAACUGUUUUUUCCUGAGUGGAUGUAAGAAGAUUGUCGGCUUCUGUGCGGCUGACUUGGGACUAACAACACAGAAUGCACAGGCGCUGUUUUGAUCAGAUGUCCACGACCUCUAGAUCAGCAGCUCCCCGUGACGCACCGAUGACUUUUCCCUUUUGUCUUGGACAACUUUGUCGUUACGCGCAGGUGCGUCUGCGCUCUUGAGGCGCACUAACAUGCUUCUAAGAUAACAGCUUUUAAGAGAACUGCUUUAUCUGACGCGUGCUCCAGCUUUCUUUCCGCUCUCUCAUUCUAUCAAAUAAGACACUACACUGACAAUUAUGGCGCUUUGGUAUCAGAGUUGAGAUCCAUUCCGGCUUUAACGCAGAAAGCAUGUUGGGAAGCCCGUCCAAUAACGGCGGUGUGAGGAUGCUCGCUCCCCCCGCGGCCGACGACGACAGGCGCGUGGAGUUCGUGGCGCUGGCGGCUGUAAACACCGAACCUCCAAGUCCUGAGCGUGCGCAGCCUUCACAGCGCACCGGCCUGUUGGGGACUCCGUUCCCCGCUCCCCCCGGACCCCGAGCCACCACGUCCGCCUCCAGCAAGCGCUAUCGCAAGAUCCAGAACUUCCUCUACAACGUGCUGGAGAGGCCGAGAGGAUGCGCCUUCAUCUACCACGCGUUCAUUUUCCUGCUGGUGUUCAGCUGUCUGGUGCUCUCUGUCUUCUCCACCAUUCCCACCCAUCAGGAAACUGCCAACCAGGGCCUCUUCAUCUUGGAGUUUGUGAUGAUCGUGGUGUUUGGAUUAGAGUAUAUUGUGAGGGUUUGGGCAGCUGGCUGCUGCUGUCGCUACAGAGGAUGGCAGGGUCGUCUCCGUUUUGCCAGGAAACCCUUCUGCGUUAUAGACUUUAUCGUGUUUGUGGCAUCUCUGGCUGUGAUAGCGGCUGGAACGCAGGGGAACAUCUUUGCCACAUCGGCUCUACGCAGUAUGCGCUUCCUGCAGAUUCUGCGAAUGGUGCGCAUGGACCGCAGAGGAGGCACCUGGAAACUACUGGGAUCUGUAGUCUAUGCACACAGCAAGGAGCUUGUCACAGCGUGGUACAUUGGCUUCCUGGUGCUGAUAUUUGCCUCAUUUCUGGUCUAUUUGGCUGAAAAGGACAUCAACACAGAGUUCUCUACCUAUGCAGACUCCCUCUGGUGGGGAACUAUUACCCUCACCACAAUUGGUUAUGGUGACAAGACUCCACACACGUGGCUCGGUCGGCUUCUAGCAGCUGGCUUUGCCCUGUUGGGGGUCUCUUUUUUUGCCCUGCCUGCAGGAAUUCUCGGUUCAGGUUUUGCACUGAAGGUACAGGAGCAGCACAGACAGAAACACUUUGAGAAGAGGAGAACUCCAGCAGCCACUUUGAUACAGGCAGCGUGGCGUCUCUAUUCUACAGAUGCUCGUCAUUCAUAUCUCACAGCCACCUGGUACUUCUAUGACAGUAUGCUCCCGUCCUUCAGAGAAUUGACGUUACUGUUCAGUCACCUUCAACGGCAACGUAACACCAAGAAGUUUCUUCACAACUACCACACGCUGCUGUCAGGGCUUCGGCCCUACAGUUCCCUCUAUGUGUCGGGGGACAGGAAUUCUGGAGUUACAAGUGGGAAGAUUGGCUUUCGUGACCGCAUUAAGAUGAACAGUUCCCGCUCCACUCAGGCACUCCGGAGCAAGGUUUCUUCCCCUGUACCACCAGGGAGUGUGAGGCAGUCCCCAAGCAACGAGAACGUACCAGAAGCCACCAGUCCUACUAAGGUGCAGAAGAGCUGGAGUUUUAACGAUCGAACCCGCUUCCGCACUUCCUUGCGGCUGAAAGCGCGCCCUGCUACAGAUGUAGAAGGAGUAGGGGAAGAAAACACAGAGGACAAGUCAUACUGUGAUGUUGCUGUAGAGGAUGUCAUCCCAGCAGUGAAGACUCUGAUUCGAGCUGUUAGGAUCCUGAAGUUUUUGGUCGCCAAGCGCAAGUUUAAAGAAACACUACGACCGUAUGACGUGAAGGAUGUGAUUGAGCAGUAUUCAGCUGGACACAUAGACAUGCUGGGCAGAAUUAAGAGCCUGCAGAUGAGGGUAGAUCAGAUUAUAGGCCGUGGUGCUGUUCCGUCUGAUAAAAGGGGAAGGACAGAAAAAGGUGAAAAGAUUCCUCCGGAACUGGAUCCACUGGACGAGCUGAGCAUGAUGGGACGUGUAGUUAAGGUGGAGAAACAGGUGCAGUCCAUUGAGAACAAGCUGGACCUGCUGCUGAACUAUUAUUCUCAGUGCCUAAAAAAGGGCUCGUCCCAUUUCACACUGUCCUCCUUACUGGAGCCUGACCUCACCUCUGACUACCACAGUCCCACUGACCAGCGAGAGCUCUUCCCCUCUGCUAACACGCUCAACAUCUCCCAUUCAGACAGCGGCAACAUGGAGUAAGACCUCAAGGACGAUGAGCUGGGACUGCAGCCACGGGACAUGCAGCCAGGAGCUUUUCUUUUCAGCCUUUCAAAUGCCAUUAUCACAUUCUGACAUGGCGUCGGCUACCUCUACAAUGAUGUAUGACUUUAAAAUGUUUUAUGACUCGAGUCUGCACCUUGUUACGACCCCAUUAUGAUGUUUAUGUCCAUCAAUAUUUGAAUGUUAUGAAUGUACAAUUUGUUCGUUUGCCUAUUAUCAGCACUAGAAAUUUGUUUCUUUUUAUUUCUGAAUCCAUUAUUUGUCACAUAAUAUACACCUCAUAUUUAAUAUUCAUGUCUUUUGUUGUUCUAAAUCACUUAAAGACCUCUCCCUUUGUGCUCAUCUGCAUUUUCUGAAAUUAUUAUUUUCAUUGUAUGUGGUGUUAAAAGACGUCUGUGUGUAAACACUGACAUUUCAUGUGAAGAAAAAUAAGUGUAUAAGAUAUUAAGAGCUAAAGAGGUUUUUCUUUAGUUCUUGUGUCCCAGUAACAUUUCAGUCUUCUGAAGGAGAGGGGAUGGAGCACUGUAAACCACUAAUGACCACUAAAAACUGUUUCAUUUCAUGUCACCUCUUCCAUCUCCUAAAACCCCACAAAUGUCUUUGUAUUACAUUUUAUGCACAUUUCAUUUGUCCUUUAUUUCUCAAUGCUGUGAUAAUAAUUCUUAACAUGGAAUAGUUCUUUUUUGCUGUUUUAUUUUGUUAAAAUCUGUACACUUCAAUAAGAAUUCUAUUUUUCUGAGAUUACGGCUUUAAUCUUCAAAUGAAUUUGAAUGGAGUUUGAAUUUUAGAUUUUGUUCUCUGGUUCAUUUUUAAGUUUUGAGCGAAUGCACCAUCUUUUGUGCCACAGGGUGGCGUUGAGCGUCUAUUGAAUGUAUGACAUACCCUUAACCUCAUGAUUGGGACAGUUCAGCUUUACAGUCAAAAGCUGGACUAAGGACUAAAUUCUCUUUUUUAAACUCUUGAUCUCUUUUGUUGCAUGACCCAAACACACAUGCCCAUGAAGGGACAAAUGAAGCAGGUCCGGUGUGGUCCGCUCACAGUACUUUUACACACCAUGGAAACAUCUUAACUGCUUGUAGUACUUUCUUUGCUGCACAGAUUAGAGUAAAGCUUUCUUUUUCUCCCUGAUGUCUCUUAAGAGCCCACUGUGCAAAACAACAAAGAAAUAAAUAAUUAAUCAAUAAAGGAUAUAUAGAUAGCAAUUGAAAUGGAUAUUCCUCCAUGAAUAGUAAUGCAUGUCUGGUGGCCUUUUUAGGAGGACUAGUAGCAUAAGUAGCAUACCUUUCUUUUUAUAAUUUAGACAUAGAUGAGGAUUUAUAUGCCCUGUUCUUAUCUUCAGAUCCUCUUUCCUUUGUGCCUUGCCACCUGUUUUCAUCCUGCAUGUAAUUCAGACCAAAUGAAAUGGUGCAGCCCUACUGGAAUAUAAUGAGAAUAUAUGGUUCUGCUGUAUGGGCUUUUCUACAUCUGUUAAUUUUAUUGUUUGUGUUUCUAAACCUCUCUAACUACCCCUACUUUAAGAGGCAUGUAAUGACACAAGUCAUUAGAGGAUAAAAUAGGAAUUUUCACAUAUUAUUUUUGUGAUACACCCACUGGGAAUUGUCAUGGUUUCCCAAAUUUGCCCCAUAUAGACUUUAAAGCAUUUUUGAGCAGAAGCAAAAUUAAGUGACUGAUCUAAGACUUUAGUCUUUGUGCAUGAGCUCCAUAUCAGUAUCUAUGCAUGUAAUGUAGGGAGCAGGGAUACAGCUUUAAUAAAAAUGCUGCAGACAGUUUGGUCAAACAAGAGCAUGAGAGGAGAAGUAGAGGAAACAGCACUUCUAUGCCUUAUCUUCAGAAUUAGAGCACACAGAUGUGUUUACGAUAUAAAGGUACUGUAGACCUAAGCUUUCUUUUGGCCUACUGAUCAUGGCAUUAAUGAAUUAUUUGAAAUGGAUUGAACUGGAGUACACACAAUCCAAAAGGAUUUUUCUACAUUAUUUGCACCUACACAUGAUCGGAUAUUGUAUGCUUUUAGCAAAAAAAAAAUGUUAUCUUUCUCUUACAAUG
Tachysurus vachellii is the source of this 4702-nucleotide messenger RNA. Its product is annotated as potassium voltage-gated channel subfamily KQT member 4. The transcript is spliced from 15 exons. The coding region runs from base 584 to 2638 and encodes 684 amino acids. Lineage: Eukaryota; Metazoa; Chordata; Actinopteri; Siluriformes; Bagridae. Gene Ontology annotation, molecular function: voltage-gated potassium channel activity. Gene Ontology annotation, biological process: potassium ion transport; transmembrane transport. The record is from RefSeq and is a predicted model, not a curated record. Gene Ontology annotation, cellular component: membrane.